GAAAAUAUUCUUCAUGGACCGAACAGCAUUUUAGCUAAACUGCGGCUCGGAGAGCUUCGCGGUCGCCAAUAUGUCUAGCUCUCGACAUGUUGUUCGAAACGUUCCUUCUUCCUCUUCCUCCAGAAACGUGCAGAACCAGUCGAGUGAGAACGAGGUUGAAAAACAGCUGAAUGCGGUUCAUUUUCCGGUUCAAAGGAGUCCUCUCAACACGAUUCCAGAUCCAUCUCAGCUACAGAGAGAGUUCCACGAAUUCGAUUAUGUUACACGAGGAGGCCAAUCGUUGGACACAGCUGAAAGUGCAGGUGCUAAAUGUGAUGCUCCUAGGGUUCUGAGCCGGCAUGGGAAUGGGACCGGAAGGGAGAAGGGGCAGUCGGAACCAAGCACGGCUCAGAGUACUCCGGUCAGAAGCGGCUGUAGGGCAUCGCUAGGUGGGGCAUCCAGUGCGGGACCUAGGAUGGCUAGUCAAUUCACUGGUGGGAGGGGAAUUGGGUCGUCUUCUUACUCGAGGGUUGCGAGAGUAUUUUUUACGGAGAAUUCAAAUGUUGAAUUGGAUGGCGAAGUUGCAAAUUUCGAGCUAGCUGAAGAUCCUGUGUUUUGGAAGGACCAUAAUGUACAGGUGUUGAUACGGAUUCGGCCGCUGAGUUCAAUGGAGAGAGCUUCGCAAGGCUACGGCAGGUGUUUGAAGCAGGAGAGUGCACAUACCUUGGCGUGGCUUGGUCAUCCAGAAACCAGAUUCACUUUUGAUCAUAUAGCAUGUGAGACAAUAUCACAGGAAAAGCUGUUUCGAGUUGCUGGACUUCCAAUGGUGGAGAAUUGUAUGUCUGGGUAUAAUAGCUGUAUGUUUGCUUAUGGACAGACAGGUAGUGGGAAAACAUAUACCAUGAUGGGUGAGAUUCAAGAGACAGACGGAAAUCUAAAAGAUGGUUGUGGAAUAACCCCUCGAAUAUUUGAAUACCUAUUUUCCAGGAUUAGAAUGGCAGAAGAGAACAGAAGGGAUGAGAAACUGAAGUACAUUUGUAAAUGUUCCUUUCUUGAGAUAUACAAUGAGCAGAUAACAGAUCUAUUGGAGCCUUCAUCAAAUAAUUUACAACUCAGAGAAGACUUGAAGAAAGGCGUAUAUGUUGAAAAUCUUAGGGAAUGCUGUGUUAGGACCGUCAGUGAUGUGCUAAAGCUUCUGUUACAGGGUGCAGCAAACAGAAAAAUGGCCGCAACCUACAUGAACAGUCAGAGCAGCCGCUCCCACAGUGUUUUCACUUGUAUAAUCGAAAGUCAGUGGGAAACAGAUUCCAUGACCCAUUUUCGAUUUGCAAGGUUGAAUUUAGUGGAUUUAGCUGGUUCUGAAAGGCAGAAGAGUUCUGGUGCAGAAGGAGAGCGUUUGAAAGAAGCAGCAAAUAUAAACAAAUCCUUGUCGACUCUGGGCUUGGUGAUAAUGUCUCUGGUGGAUUUGGCACAUGGGAAACAUAGACAUGUGCCAUAUCGAGAUUCCCGGCUCACAUUUCUACUACAGGAUUCCUUGGGUGGAAACUCAAAGACCACAAUUAUUUCAAAUGUCAGCCCAUCUACAUGCUCUGCAAAUGAAACUUUGAGCACUUUGAAAUUUGCCCAGCGUGCCAAGCUUAUCCAAAAUAAUGCUAAAGUGAAUGAAGAUGCUUCAGGAGAUGUUACAGCCUUGCAGCGGCAAAUCCAACGGCUCAAGGGCCAGUUAUCCUUUCUCAAGAAACAUCAUAAUAACUCUUCGUCUCUGUCUCAAUGUUUGCUGAGUUCCGGAGAAUCUAAAUUGAAUGAGUUUUCUGAAAUAUAUGACCCCUCAGAAGAGAGAAGACCGAUCAAUAAUAGUGAGAUACAUAAUGAUCAAAAGAGGAAGCUGAAGUGUGUUGAAUCUACUUUAAUUGUGGCAUCGAGGAGAGACAAGAUGGCGGCAACUGCACUCCAGAAGUUAGAGGUUGAAAUUGAGCACAUAAACUGCUUUGCUUGCAAAAGGGAAGAGGAAAUGCGACAUAUGAAAAUGAUUUUGAGGUAUCGUGAGGAGAAAAUCAAACAACUUGAACUGUUUGUGGCUGGUUUGCUACCCGCUGAGAGGUAUCUCGAGCAGGAGAAUGCGGUUUUGAAGGAAGAGAUUCAGCUACUUCAAGCAAGGAUAGCUAACAGUCCAGAAGUGACCUGUGCUGCUUUGGAGAAUAUUAGACUUCUUGAACAGUUUCAAUUGUUUAAAAGUUUUUAUCAGAAAGGAGAGCGAGAAACACUGUUAGCUGAGGUUUCAGAACUACAUGGCGAGGUUAAGUUGCUGGAAACAAUUGAAGAAAAACUAAAGUUCUCCGCUCAGUAUGAGAAUCAGGACAUUGACACUCUAAAGGAGUUGAAACAUUGCAGAAGCAUGAAUGCUAAACUAAUUAGGGAAGUACUCGAAUUACGGAGAGAGCUGGGAAAACACUUGAGUCAUGCGACAUAUGAUUCUGUUAUCGAUUCUUUCUCUAUGGAGCCUGAGGAACUCACACAUGCAGAUAAGUGUUCAAUGGUGGUUGACAGGGCUUUGCAGAAUAAAAGUCAUCAUAAUGUGGUGAAUACCUUAGUUCCCAGUGAUAUUCAAGAGGAAUUGAUAGAUUCCACAUCGUUAAUUGAAGCAAAGGAAAUGGAGCAGGUCCGUCUAAUCGAGAAUAUGCAGCUUAUGCAGGAGCAGAAUCUGAGUUAUGUGGAAAACCAACGUGAGGGGUGGGGAAUCGGAUGCAGUGAAAAUGGCAACAGGACGGGUUUGCAAGCUAAGGUGGACAAGUUGACGAAAGACCUUGUGGAAGCCAAAUUAAUGAAUUACCAAUAUGAAGAGGAUCACGCAGCACAAUUAUCUCAUCAGCUCAAAGUCAAAUUAACCCAUGAAGAGGUUGAAAUGGAGACGACUAGGACAAUUCUUCAAUUACAAGAAGAGGUAGCGGACCUCCAGCUAGAACUUCAGCAGAGGUUAUGCACCAUAACCCAAGAAAAUAUUAGACUCAAAGACAUCAUAGCAGCUAAAGAGGAGGAAAUAAAUGCACUUUGCAUGGAGUGGGAAAGAGCAACAGUCGAACUGACGAGUUUCCUUGUGGAUGGUUCAAGAUCCCUCAAAGAUGCCUCCGGACAGAUAAAAAGUAUUGCAUCUUCUUUUCCUCUUGUUAAUGCUUGGAUAGGUGAACACGUAGAGAAGGCUGCCAGAGUUUGGAUUGAGAAGGAAGAGAUGAUUUUGCUAUUACAAAAAAGCUUGGAAGAUGCCCAAAAGAUGGUAGUGGAAAUGGAACUGAAGUUAAAUUCGUUGAAGGGAGCAACAGUGGCUUGGAAUGAAUUUCAGCAACCUGAUAACGAUUACAGCUUAGGUAUUCUGUUGAAUGAUAAGAUUAAUCUGGUAAAAGUCCUAGAGCAUAAACUCAAACUCAAAGAGGAUCAGAUUAUUGAAGCAGAAAAGUGUGCCACAGCUGCAUUUCUGGUAAUAAAGUGGUUAUCUGGUUGUCAUGACAUUCCCCACAGAAAAGCCAUUGGAAGAGAUUCUGCUAAUGACAUUCAAGGUCAUACGACAUCAGAGACAAAUGCUGCUGAAAGCCUUCUGGCAUUUGAAGCCAUUAACCCUCGAGUUGCGGUGGCUGGAUUAGGAAUACUGGAAACUGGAAAUGCUAUGAUUGCAUCUUAUGCGGAUUCGGAAGUGCAUAUAACAAACCUUUUAACCCAAGUCUCGAAAGCUUCUAGUGCAUACAUAAAGGUGGUGCAGGAUCUGGUAAAUGAAAUUCGUGAGAUGAGAAACCAGGUCAUUGAACUAAAAGAAAAUGACCUAAAUUUUCAGUCUAGUGAAGUUAAAUUGCAAUUGUUAGAUGAACAUGAGAUGAAGUUUGAAAGUCAGUUUUGCAUGCUGCAUCAAAUAAGGGAUGAUCUUGCUCAAACAAACAAUAGACUGAACAGAAUAAUUGAUUGCAUUAUCACCAAUACGAGUAUGCAUAGCUGCUUGCUAAUGGAUAAAGAUUUGAUAGAACCAGAUGCAUGUAGUACUGGUUAUACCAUAGCAGGUUCUGAUGUGUCAAGUGAAAGUGUUGCUUCAGGAGAGAAAUCGGAUACAUCUGCAUACGUUUGCUGCUCUAAGUUAUCUGGAAGGUUACCUGAACAGAUGGGCUGGAAGUAUCAAGAGGGCUCUGGACUUCAAUAUAUGGAUCAAAGCUCUGAAAAGUCUCAAAAGCUCUUGGCAAAUUCGAAUAAUGAUGAAGCAGCGAAAUUCUGCCUUGUAAAGGAGUUAAAUGUGGCAGUUGAUACCGUCAACAGACUAUCUGUCUGGUUAAGCGCAAUUCUAGAGAACAAAAAUGCAGAUUGUUUUUCCAUUGAAGAGAUGAAGCCUUUGUGUCCAUCUUUUGUGUUGAGGAUGCCGACUGCUGAAGCAGGGUGCCACAGUACAGGAGAGGUAAUUUCCGAUGAGAAAAUUAAUUAUGUUCGUGGCUUCUUCACCAAUAUUGAGGAAGCCCAUGUGGUAAUUAAACAAGCUGAUUAUAUGCUUAAUGCAUUGCUAAAAGCAAAUGAAGAUGCAAAACAAGUGAAUGCUAUAUGGAAGCAGGCCAGUGAGGAAUUGACGGUAGAUAGAGCUCGCUUGAUUGAGGAAAAUGAACAGCUUAAGUCAUCGAUGUCUUUGAAAGAAGAGGAAAACAGGUUAUUGCAUGACCAAAUCCAUCAUAGCACAUUAGAUAUAGCAAAUGCAUUGUCCUUGCUUGAAAGUUCCUUCCUGAAAAUGCAAAAAGAAGUCGAAAACAUGUUUAAGGUCUUAUACUCUGUGGUCUCAUCAAUGGGGCGAGAGAUGCUUCGCUUCAUUUCCAAUUCAAGGUUAUCACUGGAAGAUACCUGCUCUGAGAUAAUGGAAAGAGGAUUUUCUCAGUUUGUCUUAUUUCAAUGUCUUGUAGAAGAGUUUAUCCUCCAAAUCCUUAACUUCAAGGAGGAGCCUGGUUUCUACACAUUCAGACAGAAAGAAAGCUAUCCAACAUUGACCUCCUCACAGAACAUUUGCUUGAGUGGCAAUUAUAGUAAUAGCAGGUGCAUAGAGGAAAUAUGUAAAGGUGAGUUGGUGCAAGAUCCGGACCAAGAGCUAGGCAUAUCGUGGGAUAAGCUGAUUUAUGAGAAUUUGUCUCUUAAGAAAGGACUAGAGAGAAAAGAAGUUCUGCUGGAGGGGCUUCUUUUUGAUUUUAGCUUGCUGCAGGAAUCUGCCUCCAACAGCAAGGACAUCAAAGAUGAGACCGAGGAGUUAAUUUUGGCUUUGAGUCGAGUUCAACAUGAGCUUGAGACCAAAACAACUCAUCUGGAUGAACUUCUAGUUCAGCAAAAAAAAUUUGAGGGUCAACUGGUUGAUACUGAAAAUGAUUUGCUCAUAUCGAAUUCUGAUCUUGAGCAGGCAAAAGAAAUGUUAAGUUUAUUGUCAGACCAAAACGCUGAGUUGCGAAUGCUUCUAAAAGAUUUCUAUCUUAAAAAAUCUGAAGCAGAAGGACAAUUGGAGGAACAAAAGGAGGUUGUCAAAAAUUUGGAAAAUGAAAUUCUUCAUCUGACUUCUUUGGUGGAUGAAAAAAUACACUCUUAUCUUGAAGGAGUGAACGAAGACCUGGAAAAGGUCACUAAUGAGAGAGAUCAACUCAGUGAAGAAGUUUGCUCCCUAAGUUAUAAGCUUGAGAUGGCUUAUGCAUUAGCUGAAGAAAAUGAAGCCAUUGCUGUUGAAGCUUGCCAGGAGUCAGAAGCCAGUAAAAUAUAUGCCGAACAGAAAGAAGAGGAGGUCAAGAUUUUGGAACAUUCUGUUGAGGAACUUGAGAAUACGAUAAAUAUAUUAGAGAAAAAGGUAUAUGAAAUGGAUAAUGAGGUAGGAAAAUAUCACUUGAUCAGAGAUUCCUUAGAAGAAGAACUUCAAGCUCUGAGGGCCAGACUCUUGGUGUUUGAAAGGUUCACUAACAUUGUAGAGUCAGAUGACCAAACUGCUCAAGAAACUGUGGAACAAACAUCCAGGCAGUGGCACGAUAAAUUAUUGGAACUCCAUGAAGCAAAUAGUAGGAUAGGACUUCUUGAGAUGGAAAGAGCAGAGCAAGAAAAAGUGAUCAAACAAUUCAAAGACUAUAUCUCCGAACUUGUAUUGCAUUCUGAAGCCCAAGCAUCACAGUAUCAAGAGAAGUACAAGUCUCUGGAGGCUAUGUUUCAGGACUCAAAGACAGAUAUCUCAAACUCAACAUCAACAACACCGUUACUGGAUAAAGAUGAGAAAGUCCCAAUGAGGACAAGGGGCUCAAGCUCACCUUUCAGAUGCAUCACAACUUUGGUACAGCAAAUGAAUGUCGAAAAGGAACAUGAAUUGUCAGCUGCCAGGCUUCAUGUAGAAGAGCUAGAAGCAUUGGCAGCUAAUCGCCUGAGCGAGGUAUGCAUGCUCAACACUAGGUUGGCUGCGGCAGAAAGUAUGGUACAUGACGUCAUUCGGGAUCUGCUCGGGGUUAAGUUGGAUAUGACUAACUAUGCUAACUUGGUAGACCAGCACUGGGUUCAAAAAUUGUUGGAAGAUGCUCAUCAGCAAGGUGCUGAAGUCCUGGCAAAGGAGCAAGAAAUUCUCAACUUCAAGAUGCAUAUUAAUGAUCUUACUGAGGAAAGAGAGAGUUACAUAUCUGAAAUACAAAGGAAAGAAGCAGAUAUACUCGCUGCCCAGAUGACCAUAGAGCAACUUAAAGAGCGGGAUCAGUUGCUUACUGCACAAAAUGAGAUGUUGAAGGUGGACAAAAGCAGUCUAAAUAAGAGAGCCACAGAGCUGGAUGAGAUGGUGAAAAGACUUCUUGUGAUGCAAAGUACCCAUGAGCAAGUCAAGCAGACAGCAAGGACUGAGGAAACUGGUGCUUUAAAUCUGGGUGAUCCUGCUUUGACAAAGAUGCUACUGCACUCUGAAAGGCUAAUGUCUCGGGUGAAUGACGGGCUUCCUCAAUGUCUCAGACUUAGCAGCAACCAUUCACAUGUUAAAAGUAGUAGACCUGGCUUAGAAACAAGACAUAGGAAGUAGAGGCUCUGCGGUGCAAUUACGAAGCUCGAAUGUUGGUUCUAACAAUUGUUGAUAUGGAUAUUUUUUUCUUCUGCUUUCACAAAAUUUAAAAUCCUCCAAGGAAAGAGAUUUGUCAAGGUGAAUGCAAGUGCAUAGACGAAAGAUUAAAUUUUCCUUUCAUUUCUACGCAGAUCCUUUAUGAACAAGACAUGGUGCAAUAAAUUCCAAGACAAAGCCCUAUCUAGAGGUUAUGUUGCUAAAUACUUCCUUUACCUUGGAUAUUUAUUUGCGGGAAAAAAGUUGUUUAUAGUGAUUGUGAAGUGAUUACAUGUGAUUAUGUUCAAGUCUUUGGUUGUAAAGGUUUCGGUGAUUUUGUUUCUAGCUGACUUCAGAGUCCAUCCUACCAUUCGUAAAUAUGUGAUCUUCCACUCACAUUCCUUUUGCUCUUUUUAUGGUGAACGCUAUUCAUUUGCUGUAACUUUUUGCUAUUUCUAAGUGCACACCAUUCAUAA
Tripterygium wilfordii is the source of this 7503-nucleotide messenger RNA. Its product is annotated as kinesin-like protein KIN-12C. Gene Ontology annotation, molecular function: microtubule binding; ATP binding; microtubule motor activity. Gene Ontology annotation, biological process: microtubule-based movement. Bases 71 to 7012 code for a protein of 2313 amino acids. NCBI's taxonomy places the organism in Eukaryota, Viridiplantae, Streptophyta, Magnoliopsida, Celastrales, Celastraceae. The record is from RefSeq and is a predicted model, not a curated record. The transcript has 36 exons.